AUGGAACCACAAGUUGCUUUCAACAGCACUGACAGUGAGACUGCCAUACAUCCCUGCUAUGAAAUAGAUAAUUUCAAUUACAUACUGACAAAGACCCCUUCCAUUAUAUGUGUUUUAUUAUAUAUUUUCCUUAUGUUAUUGUCUGUUAUAACAAUAUUUGGAAACCUUCUUGUAAUCAUCGCUGUCCUUUAUUUCCAACAGCUCCACACUCCUACAAAUUACCUUAUUCUUUCUCUGGCUGUGGCUGACCUGCUUGUUGGGAUCAUAGUUUUUCCUUUUAGCUUGGCCUUCUCAGUUAGCUCGUGUUUGUAUCAUGAGGGUUUAUUUUACAGAUAUUAUGCAGUGUGUCAGCCUCUGACAUAUAACAUCAGAAUAAACCAUCGUGUAAUUGUGGUCAUGAUCCUGCUGAGCUGGGGGGUUUCUGCUCUAAUUGGAAUUGGUGUCAUAAUUGCUGGAUUAAACAAUGAAAAAUGUAAUGAAAGAUGUUUAAUUGAUGUUCUCAUAGAAAACACUGUUGGACCCAUUUUAUCAUUUUAUCUCCCAGUGAUCAUAAUGCUCUGUAUCUACCUGAAGAUUUUCCUUGUUGCAAAGAGACAGGCACGCAGCAUCCAGAACCCAACCUGUCAGAACACAAAGUCUGGAGCUACUGUCAGUAAGAUGGAAAGAAAAGCCACCAAAACUCUGGCUAUUGUUUUAGGAGUUUUUCUUUUAUGUUGGACUCCUUUCUUUCUUUGUAUCACCUUUCUGCCCCUCAUUAAUGAUUCAGUGCCAGUCCCUGUUAUCGAAACUCUUAACUGGCUGACGCUGUCAAAUUCAAUGCUCAAUCCAUUUAUUUAUGCUUUCUUUUACAGCUGGUUCAGAUCAGCUUUCAGAAUGAUCAUUUCUGGGAAAAUAUUUCAGGGAGAUUAUACUGAUUCAAAACUUUCUUGA
This is a messenger RNA of Epinephelus fuscoguttatus (brown-marbled grouper), 930 nucleotides long. RefSeq names its product trace amine-associated receptor 1-like. The record is from RefSeq and is a predicted model, not a curated record. Gene Ontology annotation, molecular function: trace-amine receptor activity. Bases 1 to 930 code for a protein of 309 amino acids. NCBI's taxonomy places the organism in Eukaryota, Metazoa, Chordata, Actinopteri, Perciformes, Serranidae. The transcript is spliced from 2 exons. Gene Ontology annotation, cellular component: membrane. Gene Ontology annotation, biological process: G protein-coupled receptor signaling pathway.